Messenger RNA from Cygnus olor (mute swan), 3595 nucleotides. It is a transcript of the gene SH3KBP1, whose product is annotated as SH3 domain containing kinase binding protein 1. The transcript is spliced from 18 exons. The record is from RefSeq and is a predicted model, not a curated record. NCBI's taxonomy places the organism in Eukaryota, Metazoa, Chordata, Aves, Anseriformes, Anatidae. The coding region runs from base 581 to 2575 and encodes 664 amino acids. Gene Ontology annotation, molecular function: protein binding.
GUUGCUUUUGUUUAUGUGAAGUCACCAUGGUUAGAGGUUUAGAUCCAGACAGUCUUGCGCCCUUUGAACCAGUUACGUUACUAAUACUGGCAGACAACUCCUGUGUGCGUGGAUUGACGUAGUGGUUGAGAAAGAUGCUUUGCUGUGAAAUACCACAGCUAGUCUGUACACAGCAAAGGAAUGUUACACCAAGAAGUAAUGUAAUAGGAAAAAAAUGGAUCUGUUUGAGAGCCUGACUAAUCUGUACUAGUCACAACACCUGUUCCAGUUGUAAUCUCUUCCUAAUUCUGUUUUGCUCCUGUCCAAAUUCUCCUCUAUCCCCUGCCCUCAAGUUCUGCCCUGCUUUCCUCAUAACCCGCUACCAUGGUAUGUCUUUCCCCUCUGCUUCUUUCCACAUUGCAGACAGGCCACUUCCUCUUUCUCCCUCUCUCUUAUCGAAGCAUCAAUAGAGGGAGCACUCCGAGCACAUUUCCUGUGUGGGGGGCCACGCUGACCUCCAGCAAGCAAGAGCUGCUCUUGCAAUAAAACUUGUUCCCGGCCCUGUGGUGCGUCCUGGAGAAGGCUCGCUGCAAGGGGGAGCAUGGGGAGUUCAGCUGUGGAGGCGAUCGUGGAAUUCGACUACAAAGCUCAACAUGAUGAUGAGCUGACGAUCACUGUAGGUGACAUAAUCACCAAUAUCAAGAAGGAUGAUGGAGGCUGGUGGGAAGGACAGCUCAAAGGCAGAAGAGGUUUGUUCCCUGACAACUUUGUAAGAGAAAUAAAGAAGGAUAUGAAGAAGGAAAAUAUUGCCAACAAACCACCAGAGAAGCCUAUAAAUGAAGUUUCCAAUGGAAGCCCUUUACUGUUGUCUGAGACAAUUAUUAGAACCAACAAAAAAGGAGAGAGAAACAGACGAAGAAGAUGUCAGGUGGCUUUCAGUUAUUUGCCUCAAAAUGAAGAUGAACUGGAAUUAAAAGUUGGUGACAUCAUUGAAGUUGUGGGAGAGGUAGAAGAGGGCUGGUGGGAAGGUAUACUUAAUGGAAAGACGGGCAUGUUUCCUUCCAACUUCAUAAAGGAACUGUCUGAUUCUGACGAUGUUGGAACAGCACAGGAAGAGCAAGUAAAGCCAAGCCUAAAAGAUACUACAGGCUCUGAGAGUGAUGGUGGUGACUCUUGCAGCACAAAAUCAGAAGGAGCCAAUGGAGGCACGACAAUCCAACCCAAAAAGGUCAAGGGUGUUGGCUUUGGAGAUAUCUUCAAAGACAAACCUAUAAAACUACGGCCAAGGUCAAUAGAAGUUGACAAUGAUUUUGUCUCAGUAGAUAAGAGUGUUGGGAAGAAAUUACCUCCAUCUACAGCAACUCAGGAGCCAACAAAAAUAGAAGUGGACAGCAGAACAAAAACCAAGGAGUAUUGCAAAGUGAUAUUUCCAUACGAAGCACAGAAUGAUGAUGAACUCACAAUCCGAGAAGGUGAUGUCGUCACACUUAUCAGUAAGGAUUGCAUUGAUGUAGGUUGGUGGGAAGGAGAACUGAAUGGCAGACGAGGAGUGUUUCCAGAUAACUUUGUCAAGCUUCUUCCUUCUGAUUUUGAAAAAGAGAGACCGAAGAAACCACCACCUCCAUCAGCUCCUGUCAUCAAACAAGGAUCAGGUACCACAGAUCGAAAGCAUGAAGUCAAAAAGGUGCCUCCUGAAAGGCCAGAAUGUCUUCCUAAUCGAACAGAAGAAAAAGAAAGACCAGAGAGAGAGCAAAAACAGUUAGACUUGCAGAAGCCUUCAGUUCCUGCUAUACCUCCGAAGAAACCUCGGCCACCCAAAGCAAACUCUGUGAAUAGACCUGGUACCUUGCCCCCAAGACGGCCAGAAAGACCAGUUGUGCCUGUGACUCACACAAGGAGCGAUAGUCCAAAAGUGGAAUUAGUGGGCAGUACAGUAUCCGGCACUCUAGAGAAAGACUCCUCUGAAAGAAGCAAUGACAUUGACUUGGAAGGUUUUGACUCUGUAGUACCAAUUGCUGAGAAGCUUAAUCAUCCAACUACAACCAGACCAAAAGCUACUGGCAGGCGACCGCCCUCUCAGUCUCUCACAUCUUCGUCCCUUUCAAGCCCGGAUUUCUUUGACUCACCAAGUCCUGAAGAAGAGAAGGAGGAACAUGUUUCCGUUACACACAAAACUAUUGAAGUGUCAAGGAAAUCAAGAACUGUUACAAUAUCACAAGUGUCUGAUAACAAAACUUCCUUGCCUCCGAAACCAGGAGGUUUGGCUAGUGGCGGUAAUGUACAACCAUCUCUAUCCCCUUCACCGUCACCUGGAUUUCAUUCAAUUGCUAUGGGAACAACAGGCCACAGGUCAAAUUCCCCAUCCCUGUUUGGUACUGAAGGAAAGCCAAAGACUGAACACUUGAGCCAAGGUCAGACUGCCCUGGAGGAGCUGAGAACACAAAUUAAGGAGCUAAAAAUCAUCAUUGAAACGAUGAAAGACCAGCAAAAAAAAGAGAUUAAGCAGUUGCUGUCUGAGUUGGAUGAAGAAAAAAAGAUCCGUCUACGAUUGCAGAUGGAGGUUAAUGACAUAAAGAAAGCUCUUCAAUCAAAGUGAAUACUUGAUAGAUGGAAUGUUGCAUUAUUCUACAUGACUGAGACUCAAAUUUAUGCCCCAGCCAAAAUAACUUUGUGCCAAAUGAUUUAAGAAUUGCCUCAACAUCCCUUUAUUGAAGGAUUAGCACAACAGUUUUUGAUAGCACAACAAAAAUACCAACAGUGAGGAAAAAAUCUCCACACGAAGUGGUGCUGUGUGGCACUAGUUGUGACUGAAAUUGAUCUUCUUGUGCUAAAGGCUCUCUACUUCAAGAUCAUAGGUGAAAUGAAAACUCAGGCAGUUUAGUCCAUAGUGGUACUAUUUUGAUGAUAUUUUUCCAUAAAUAAAGUGUAUUUCAGAUUAUCUGUUUACAAGCUUUAUGAUUUUGAUUUUUGGUUUUUAAUUGUCUUUUGUCACAGAUUUUAAAAUGUUUGUACUGCAUAUAGCCAGGAAUGAAUGUUAACGUUGGGGCUGGAGGGAUUAUUUUUGCUUCGAGAUAGAACAGCCUACUUCUUGUUACGGUCUUAAGUUCUGUUAAAUAUGCAAUUUCAUGUCCCCCGACCCCCCUACAAUGAACCUUACGUUGUGUACAGUAAUGUAUUUAGGAGAAGAACACCAACGAAACAAAAAUCUGGUCUUUGCAAUGAUUUGUGCCUUUCUUUGCCACACUCUGACUGGAGCUGGUUGCAAGCCGGGUCUCCGUCACGUAGCUCCCCCCGACUCCUGUCACUGGUGUCCGGUAGAGGUCACGCUCGUCGUGUGCAGCUGCUCCGUACGGCCAGGCUCGUGCGAGGCGGCGGGACAGAGCGGCGCAGUUGAGAGCAGCUUUGUCAUUAUCAGCUGUGGCUUUUUAGCUUUCCUGUUUUUGAUAGGCAUCUCCUUUGGUUUUGAAUGUUCAUCUCGCUUGAUUUUCCGUAGACGAUUUCAGCGCCCGCCUCCGUCCCCGAUUUUGCACAGAGUGAACAGAAUAUGCAUUAUUAAAGCAAAAAUAAAUAAAAGUAAACUAUAAAACAUGAAUAAAAAGUUGUAUUAUCUACUGCA